AUGGGAGAAGGUGGUGGUGGGGGUGGAGGAGGAGGAGGAGGUGGUGGUGGAAAUGGAGGUGAAGGGUAUGGAAGUGGUUUUGGCGCAGGUGUUGGUGGUGGUGUGAGUGGUAUGGGAGGAGGAGGUGGUGGUGGUGGUGGAAGUGGAGGUGGAGAUGGCAGUGAAGGGGAAGGUCAUGGGUAUGGUAGUGGUUACGGUGGAGGCAGAGAAGGAGAUUAUAACAAAGGUUCAAGCAACGAUCAUGGUGUUAACAAUGGCUUUGGAAUUGGAUUUGGAAUGGGUAUGGGGUUUGGUUUCGGUAUGGGAACAAGUGGAGCAAAGUUCACAACCCAACAACGUAACGUCAACCAUCCCUAG
This is a messenger RNA of Vigna angularis (adzuki bean), 357 nucleotides long. RefSeq names its product putative glycine-rich cell wall structural protein 1. NCBI's taxonomy places the organism in Eukaryota, Viridiplantae, Streptophyta, Magnoliopsida, Fabales, Fabaceae. The record is from RefSeq and is a predicted model, not a curated record. The transcript has a single exon. The coding region runs from base 1 to 357 and encodes 118 amino acids.